Paramacrobiotus metropolitanus is the source of this 1934-nucleotide messenger RNA. Its product is annotated as transmembrane protease serine 9-like. Lineage: Eukaryota; Metazoa; Tardigrada; Eutardigrada; Parachela; Macrobiotidae. The record is from RefSeq and is a predicted model, not a curated record. The coding region runs from base 101 to 1735 and encodes 544 amino acids. Gene Ontology annotation, molecular function: serine-type endopeptidase activity. Gene Ontology annotation, biological process: proteolysis. The transcript has 6 exons.
UGACAAACGUUAACGUUUAUAGCGAUAAUAUAUAAAUCCAUGAUAUGACUUCAGAUUAGGAUAGUUGUUGGUGGGGGCUUUUGCCUUGAAGAAAACACAAAUGUGGAACUCCGCACUGUGUAUAUUGUGGUGUUACGCGGUCGUCGGUUGUUUCGGCGGUCCACUGAUUCCGGAUGACUACGGCACGGAGAGCACUGGCAGCACCAUGUCGGCGUACGACAUGGAAUUCGUGGAUGUCGGCCCGGCCACCAUGUCAGCGGGUAACACCGGCACCGGCAGCAGCCUGGUGCCCGUCGAUUACCCCGAUGGUGCGCCGAAAAGCAGUCUAUUUUCCGCCGAUUAUACCGACACACCGUCCUCGUCGCCCGUCCCGCCGAGCACGUACCAGGGGAAAGCCGCGGAUGAUUAUCCCGAUUUGACGCAGAGUGCGGCGGUUCCUGGUGACUACGACACCCCUGUUAUGACCCACGCGGGCGCGAAAGCGCCAUUGAUUCCGGUUGAUUACGAGGAAUUAGGCUUUGGUCAAGAAACAAUGAUUAUAAAUGGUCAGACCGUACCAGACAAUGAGUUCACCUUCAUCGUCAGUCUCCGCAACGGUGGCCGGCAUAUCUGCGGCGGCUCCGUGCUGGAUGUCCCCGAUCGGAAAUCCAUCAUUACCGCCGCCCACUGUGUUCACAGCAAUGGUGAGGCCACACCGGCAUCGCAACUCAGUGUCGCCGUGGGCAUUCGUCGUCUGUCGACCGUCAGCACGGCCAACGUCAUCCAGGUCAGCCAGGUCAUCGUCCAUCCGCAGUGGAGCGAAAACGAUAUCCUCAACGACCUCGCCGUGUUGCGGCUGGAGCGCGCCGUCGCCGACACGGGCACCAUCAAGGUCUCCAGCGUCAAACUACCACCACCCAACCGCGAACCGGAUGCCGGACGGCCGUUGGAGGCCGCCGGCUGGGGCAAAACCACACAGGGCCUAAAGCAUGGCACCGCCUCCGACAUCCUGCUGAAAGCCACCCUGAAGGUGGUUGAGCGGAAGGUCUGCACCCAGAAACUGGGCCGGCCGGCCCACAAUCCCAUUCCGGACAGUCAGAUCUGUACGGAGAACGAGCAGGCGGGCACGUGCAAGGGUGACAGCGGCGGACCGCUUAUCAACCGCCGACCGGAUGGCGAUUAUUUGGUGGGACUGACCAGCUACGGCAUGCCUGGGUGCAAUCUCGGCACAGCCGACGCUUUCACCAAGGUCAGCUACUUCUCCAACUGGAUCGACAGCGUGGCCAAAGGAAACGGUCAAGCCCCGGCGCCGGCACCCGGUGGGAGUGGCGGCAUUGCCCCGUCGCCCAUUGGUGGCCCGGCUCCGUCGCCCAUUGGUGGGCCAGCUGGUCCGGGCGUGGUCGUCCCGCCUUCCCCUGUCCCGGGACCCCCUGGCUGUAGCAGUUGUGGGGGAGGCUGGGGAUUAAUCGCCGUGGUGAUUGUCCUGCCGAACGCGCCCACCGGCAGCUGCCAGCAGAGGGCGGGGAUGGGGCUGAUGUGUGGCGGCCGCGGCACACCCUCCGGCGGGACGCGCUGUCGUUUUAUCGGGCACAGUAUCCGCUGUAGCAGCCGCGGAUUUAUGGGAGUGUAUUCCACUGGCGAGGAGGCGCAGUGUUUUAAUUAUGAAGGUCGACGGUACUGUCCCAAAAGCGCGCUGCCGGCAUCGACGGCUGCACCGAAACCUGCCCCAAAUACUGACUACGAUCAGUACAGUUAAAUGAUAAUAAAUACACUCUGUAUAAACUGACGCAAGGUUUUACAAUUCCGUGUGGCCUGACUUUUCUAAAUUUUUUCGGACUGUCUGCUUGGAAAAAAGCUGUUCUUAGUAUUUUUUUAUUAACUUUGAUUAAAAGAAAGUUAGGGCUUCCUUGAAAAGUGUGACCGUUGGAAUUGCAGAGUGAAUCAUCAUAAAGUUA